This is a messenger RNA of Calypte anna (Anna's hummingbird), 794 nucleotides long. RefSeq names its product rhomboid domain containing 2 (gene RHBDD2). The record is from RefSeq and is a predicted model, not a curated record. Lineage: Eukaryota; Metazoa; Chordata; Aves; Apodiformes; Trochilidae.
AUGGGAGGGGCCCACUCCUGUGUGAAGAGAACUCUGUGCUUUGGGGUUCCAGUGAUGCUGGUGCCAUGGUCCAUGCUGCUACCAUGGUUUAUCCCCCACUCUUCUCUCCUGGAGGACCUGAGUGGGUUCCUGGCUGGGGAAGCCUAUGCUCUGGGCUACUGUUGCUGUUUGGAUAUUCUGGGCUCUAAACUGGACAAUGUGUUCCCUUUCAGUCUGCUGAAGAGAAGACCAGGGCUGAAAUACAUCCCAGAGGAGGAGAGAGGAGCCUCUGAGGGCAGCAAGAUUAAACCUGCACCAGGCACCUACCCCACCCAAAGCUGCCACUGCUCUCCAGCUCCUGCUCACCAGAUGCAGCACCCUAAUGCCCAGAGCCAGGGGUUCCACCAAGCUCUGGGACAUGAGGGGUCUCAGCAUGGCCAUGCUGCAGGACACAGCCUCCCUUCUUCCCCCAACCAAGCAAGAGGUGCUUUGGGAGAGUCUUACAUGCCUGGAACAUCAUCUGGACACUGCUGCCAGCUGGGCAAGUUUUCCCCGCAGCAUAUCUGCCCAAGAGAUCCACAGCCCUGGGAAGCAUCAGGAUAUGCAGCAGCCACAGCAGGUCCUGUCUCAGCUGGAUUUUCAGUGCCCAGCUGCACUGACCUUUCAGAAAGCAGCAGGACUCUCAUACUGUGGCAGGGCCAUUGUGUGAUGCUAAUGCAGCAGUGUGCUGCUGGUGUUUUUACUGUUUCUGGGCUGAUGAGUGGAACGGGCUGGUAGCCUCAGUGUAGGCCAAUCCCCUGCUCCCUGGCACAGGC